Messenger RNA from Astyanax mexicanus (Mexican tetra), 4775 nucleotides. RefSeq names its product SEC24 homolog D, COPII coat complex component (gene sec24d). The transcript is spliced from 24 exons. Bases 287 to 3520 code for a protein of 1077 amino acids. Gene Ontology annotation, cellular component: COPII vesicle coat; endoplasmic reticulum exit site. Lineage: Eukaryota; Metazoa; Chordata; Actinopteri; Characiformes; Acestrorhamphidae. Gene Ontology annotation, molecular function: zinc ion binding; SNARE binding. The record is from RefSeq and is a predicted model, not a curated record. Gene Ontology annotation, biological process: intracellular protein transport; COPII-coated vesicle cargo loading; endoplasmic reticulum to Golgi vesicle-mediated transport.
ACGCUGCAGGCAGCGGCAGGGCUCGUGCUGGAGUUUGACGUGGCACUCUCAGUCCGCGGUGUCUGCCUCCCUCCGCUACUCCGCUACUCUCACCGACCGCUCUCCGCUCCACAGCCGCCCUCAGAGGUGUAGAUCAGACUCAAAGGGCCAAAGCAACAGCUUUUUUUUGGCUUAUUUGUUGAUAUGACUUCUGACUUCUGCAGCUAAAGGCCUUUGCAAGCAACAAAAUCACUCCACACUCCACUGAUAUUCUUCCAACCUGGAAUGAAAGAACUCUAACAGGACGAUGAGCCAGCAGGGUUAUGUCACAACACCUCCUUACUCCCAGGCCCAGCCGGGAAUGGGGGGCUACCCCACUGGAUUUGGGGCCCCUCCUCCACAGUCUCACUAUGGACACUAUGGAGCCCCACCCCAGUCCUUUGGUGCACAGCCUGCAGGUAUGCUGAAGCCAGCAGCUUCGUCUCCCUCUGGGAUGCCUCCACCACCUGUGUCCAGCCAGUACGGAUCGUCCAUUCAGCAAAAUGGCGCACACCCUCAGAAGUUCCCUUCCCCUCCAGCAGUCUCUGCUCCUGCCAUGACUGCGUAUGGACAGCCCCCUCAGAGACCAGCCUACCCCAGCAUGACUCAAGCCGCACCUCCUAUGCAGCAGAUGACCAAUCAGAUGGGUGCCAUGAGCAUUGGUGGAUAUGGCCAAAGCCCCAUACAGUCUCCACAGUCACCCACCAGUUCAGCAGCCUCACAACCUUUCCAGAUGCCUUCACUACCAGCCAUGGGACAUCCACCCCUUUCUCCAGCAGGCCUUCAAUCUCCUACAAUGAGCCCGCCAAUGUCCACCAAUGGUUCAGCAGCUCCAUCACCUUUCCAAAUGUCUUCACCACCAACCAUGGGGCAUCCACCCGUUUCUCCAACAGGCUUUCAGCCCCCUGCCAUGAGUGCAUGUCCACCAAUGGCAGCUGGACCACCCAUGGGUGCUGCAGGAGCUCCACCAAUGGGAAUGCCUAACACACAGCCAGGCCUUCCUCCGACGGGUGGUGGUGGGUUUCAGCAGCAAACAGGACCUCAGGGAUUUCCACAACAGCCAGGGCCAUAUGGAGGGCAGAUGCCAGGGUCACAGAUGGCAGGGCCACAGGCAGGUGCUUUCCCAGGAGGCUUCCCUGGAGGACCUGCCAACAUGGCAGGACCACCUCAGAAGAAACUGGACCCAGACUCCAUACCCAGCACAACUCAAGUGAUUGAAGAUGACCAGGCUAAGAGAGGUGGUCAGCUCUACACCACAAACCUCAGGGGUCAGGUGCCUCCUUUGGUCACAACCAAUUUCACAGUCCAAGAUCAAGGAAACGCGAGUCCAAGAUUCAUGCGAUGCACAACCUACUCAUUCCCGUGCACCACUGACCUUGCCAAGCAGUGCCAAGUGCCACUGGCCACUAUCAUCAAACCUUUUGCCAAAGUUCCCCAAAAUGAAACUCCUCUGUACGUGGUGAAUCAUGGAGAGGCAGGACCUAUACGCUGCAACCGCUGUAAGGCCUACAUGUGCCCCUUCAUGCUCUUCAUUGAUGGAGGAAGACGCUACCAGUGCGCCUUCUGCAACUGUGUUAAUGAAGUUCCUGUCCAGUAUUUCCAGCAUCUGGACCAUAUGGGCCGAAGAGUGGACCUAUACGAAAGGCCAGAGCUGUCCCUAGGCUCCUAUGAGUUCACUGCUACACUGGAUUACUGCAAGAACAAUAAGCCUCCCAAUCCUCCAGCUUACAUCUUCAUGAUCGAUGUCUCCUACAACAACAUAAAGAGCGGACUUGUCAAACUGAUAUGCGAGGAACUGAAGACGCUGCUGGAUCGACUUCCUAAAGAGGAAGGAACCGAGAGUUCAGCCAUCAGGGUGGGCUUUGUCACCUACAACAAGAUCCUGCAUUUCUACAACGUGAAGAGUGCGCUGGCUCAGCCCCAGAUGAUGGUGGUCUCAGAUGUGGCAGAGAUGUUUGUGCCUCUGCUGGAUGGAUUCCUUGUAAACUUUCAGGAAUCACGAGCUGUCAUUAAUAAUCUGUUAGACCAAAUUCCAGAUAUGUUUGGUGAUACCAAUGAGAGUGAGACCGUUUUCGCCCCAGUUGUCCAAGCAGGUGUGGAGGCUCUGAAGGCGGCCGAGUGCAGCGGCAAGCUUUUCAUCUUCCACUCCUCACUGCCUACCGCCGAGGCUCCGGGCAAGCUGAAGAACCGAGAUGACCGGAAGCUUGUGAACACUGAGAAAGAAAAGACUCUGUUUCAGCCACAGCGGGGUGUGUACGAGCAGCUGACCAAAGACUGUGUUGGCCAGGGUUGUUCUGUGGACCUGUUUGUGUUUCCUAAUCAGUACAUGGACAUCGCCACUAUGGGAAACAUCUCAACACACACUGGUGGCUCUGUGUACAAAUACAGCAACUUCCAGAUUCAGGUAGAUGGUGAACAUUUCCUCACUGAUCUAAGGCGAGACGUGGAGAGGUCCAUUGGAUUUGAUGCCAUCAUGAGGGUCCGCACAAGCACAGGUUUCAGGGCUACAGAUAUCUUUGGUGCUAUCUACAUGAACAACACCACAGAUAUAGAGAUGGCUGCUGUGGAUUGUGAUAAGGCUGUUACAGUGGAGUUUAAACACGAUGACACGCUCAGUGAGGAGUCUGGAGCACUAAUACAGUGUGCUCUGCUGUACACCUCUAUCAGUGGUCAGAGGCGGCUGCGGAUCCACAACCUCAGUCUAAACUGUAGCUCUCAGCUCUCUGAGCUCUACAAGAGCUGCGAGACGGACGCACUCAUCAACUUCUUCGCUAAGUCAGCAUACAAUGCAGUGCUGAACCAGCCUGUGAAGACAGUGAGGGAGAUUCUGGUGAAGCAGACGGCUCACAUGCUGGCCUGCUACAGGAAGCACUGUGCCAGCCCCUCUGCAGCCAGUCAGCUGAUCCUGCCUGAUGCUAUGAAGGUGUUCCCAGUCUACAUGAACAGUCUGAUGAAGUCUCCAGUGCUGGUGGGCAGCACAGAGCUCUCCACAGAUGACCGGGCCUUCCACAGACUCAGUGUGAUGUCUCUGGGAGUGGAGGAGAGCCAGAUCCUCAUGUACCCUCGUCUCAUUCCAGUGCACUCCAUGGAUGUGUCCAGUGAGGUGGUUCCGGUUGCAGUGCGCUGCUCUGAGGAGCGUCUGAGUGAGACGGGAGUGUUCCUGCUGGAGAACGGCCAGUCUCUGUUCCUGUGGCUCGGCCAGGCCUGCCCUCCUGAACUCGUCCAGAACCUCUUCAAUGUGCCGUCUCUGGCCCACCUCAGCGCUGACAUGACGUCAUUGCCCGAGCUGGAUAACGCCCACUCUAAGAAGCUUCGCUCCAUCAUUUCUACCAUCAGCCAGCAGAGACCCAACUCCAUGAAGAUGGUGAUUGUGAAGCAGAAGGACAGAUCUGAGAUGCUCUUCCGGCAGUAUUUAGUGGAGGAUAAAGGCCUGCAUGGAGGAGCGUCUUACAUGGAUUUCCUGUGCUACGUCCACCGAGAGAUCAGGCAGCUUCUCACCUAACACACACACACAUAUAUAUAUAUACACACACACACACACACACAUACAUACAAACACACAGACACAAACGCACACAUCUUGAACUUCCUACUCUUCUCAGAGCUGCCUUUUGGAUGACCCUGCUACACCUCCUCCAGGACUUUACGUACAUGUGUGUUUAUUGUGUCCAUCUCAGUCCAACUUCAGGAAUUCCAGUGUGGGAAUAUGUAACUGCAGUUUUGGCUUAUUUUUUGAUUAUAUGUAGUGAUAUAUAUAUAUGUAAAGGCUAAGCUUUUUUUUAAACAACAUAGGAAAAAAAAAACAUAGGAGGGUUGAACCAAAUCUACAUGAACCAAAUAAUUCCUAAAUGAUUUUAUCAACAGAAUAAUUAAAAUGACUGAAAAUCUAAUUCUUCACUGUGUCUUAAAAAAACACUAGCCAAUUAAAGAAAAGAAAAAGACUUUUUUUCUUUAAAUGAAUAUAAAACAAUGCUGCGUCUAUUAAAUUAAUAGAGUACAUCGUUGGAUAGUAUUAUAUUAGUCAGAAUUAUUAAAAUGGAUUCGAUGACCUGAAAUCCUGAAAUUCAUUUCAGUUAAGUUCAACAGAAUGAACAUGAUUAUAGUAUAUAAUAUUUAUUCAUUUAUUCACUAGAGCUACAGAAAAGCAUUCCAUGUUAAUUGUUUUGUACUAUGUACUUUGUCUUAAUCAUCUUCAUCAUUAUCUUGCAUUUCAUGCUGCAGUUUUGUACACCUUAAACAUUUAUUUUGUGCAUCCUGCAGUGAUGCUUGUGUGUAUUCUAGGAACCAAAAAAAGUAACAAACGUAACAUACUGUAUGAGUGAAAUCUUGUUUUUGUCUUGCAGAAGGUUGUCUGUCUUUCAGUGCUCUUGGAAAACGUCCGCUUUAAUUGUAUGGCAACCAAAGGUGGUCCAAAAAGUUUCAAAUAUUAAAAUCUGCCUUAAUUAUUAUUAUUAUUAUUACUAUUAUUUUUUUUAAAUGGUACCUCUCUAGAAGUGUACUGUAUAUUUUAUUACGAUUUGAAAGACUAUGGUUUGUAUACAAACAUACCUCAGGUAACUCAUGUACUUACCCUUUGUAGAGCACAGGAAGACAUGUCCCAUAUUUACCUGCUUAUGAUAGACUGAAAAUAGAUGGAUGUUAUUGUUGUUUUUGAUUUAGGAAAAAUGGAUUCAUUUAUUGAGAGGAGAAUGCCGUGCCAUAAACAUUUCAAUUUAAAGCCUUUAUAAAAUAUCAGAUUAAAAGUGUAGUCUUCAUUA